CGACCAGCGUGCUGCGUCACGGUGGUGCGCCGGAAGUGGCUGAGGAUUGCGCCAGAAAUCCCGGAAGUGGCUGCUUUAGGACUUUGCUGCUGGCUCUGACUACCGUCUUGCGAUGGGUUGCGACGGGGGAACAAUCCCCAAGAGGCAUGAACUGGUGAAGGGGCCGAAGAAAGUUGAGAAGGUCGACAAAGAUGCUGAAUUAGUAGCCCAAUGGAACUAUUGUACUCUAAGUCAGGAAAUAUUAAGACGACCAAUAGUUGCCUGUGAACUUGGCAGACUUUAUAACAAAGAUGCCGUCAUUGAGUUUCUCUUGGACAAAUCUGCAGAAAAGGCUCUUGGGAAAGCAGCAUCUCACAUUAAAAGCAUUAAGAAUGUGACAGAGCUGAAGCUUUCUGAUAAUCCUGCCUGGGAAGGGGAUAAAGGAAACACUAAAGGUGACAAACAUGAUGACCUCCAGCGGGCACGUUUCAUCUGCCCCGUUGUGGGCCUGGAGAUGAAUGGCCGACACAGGUUCUGCUUCCUUCGGUGCUGCGGUUGUGUGUUUUCUGAGCGAGCCUUGAAAGAGAUAAAAGCGGAAGUUUGCCACACGUGUGGGGCUGCCUUCCAGGAGGAUGAUGUCAUCGUGCUCAAUGGCACCAAGGAGGAUGUGGAUGUGCUGAAGGCCAGGAUGGAGGAGAGAAGGCUGAGAGCGAAGCUGGAAAAGAAAACAAAGAAACCCAAGGCAGCAGAGUCUGUUUCAAAACCAGAUGUCAGUGAAGAAGCCCCAGGGCCAUCAAAAGUUAAGACAGGGAAGCCUGAAGAAACCAGCCUUGAUUCUAGAGAGAAAAAAAACAACUUGGCUCCCAAAAGCACAGCAACAAAUGAGAGCUCUUCUGGAAAAGCUGGGAAGCCUCUGUGUGGAGCCACAAAGAGGUCCAUCGCUGACAGUGAAGAAUCCGAGGCCUACAAGUCCCUCUUUACCACUCACAGCUCCGCCAAGCGUUCCAAGGAGGAGUCCGCCCACUGGGUCACCCACACGUCCUACUGCUUCUGAAGCCCACAAUGCCACCACUCCUGCCCCCGAAGGUUGUUCAGUUUCCACGUAGGCAGGUCGCUGUGCACCUCUGAGUGCACUGCUGUGUGUCCUCUCUAGCUCUGUCAUAAAGCUGUCCUGGCCAGCCUUCGAGAUGGUGUGGUCACUCUUGCUGUGAGGCGUGUGGGUUCCAGGGGGGACAUGGGAGGGGCUGCACUGUGGCCCGAGGUCACGCUUGCUUCCACCUGCAGGUGCAUUUGGUCCUUUCCACGGCCAGGUAGCCCUGUGGGCUGCACUUUUUAUGCGUGCAGUAACAAGAGACUCCAGAGUCCUCGCUGGUGCAGAGUUGGCACGUAUUAACUACAAUUCUAAUGAUUUUGCUACCAGCAGUAAAUUAAGUAGGCCAAGUGAAACUGGGCUUUAGAAAGGAUGGAUUUCAAAUACACUGUGCCCACUAGAAGCUUUGAAGAGCCUCGUCCCUCUGCUACAGCCCUGGGAGGAGCCAGGAUCCUUGUUGGUCUAACUAAACACUAUUAGGGGAGUCUGCCCUAUCUCAUCAUUUUGAAGAUAGCAGAGUCUUAGUUGGGCACCCAGUGAUUGGGUUCAAAAAUAAAGCUGGUCUGCCUCUUCUCU
Messenger RNA from Cercocebus atys (sooty mangabey), 1645 nucleotides. RefSeq names its product replication termination factor 2 domain containing 1 (gene RTF2). The record is from RefSeq and is a predicted model, not a curated record. Gene Ontology annotation, biological process: mitotic DNA replication termination; site-specific DNA replication termination at RTS1 barrier. Gene Ontology annotation, cellular component: nucleus. The transcript is spliced from 9 exons. Bases 113 to 1033 code for a protein of 306 amino acids. Lineage: Eukaryota; Metazoa; Chordata; Mammalia; Primates; Cercopithecidae.